UUAAAGGAAAAUCAACAUGCCCACCUUGUGCAUUACAGAGUUGUCAAUUUUUAUAAUGGAUAUGUCUAAUUGGUCAUUUAUAUUUGCAGCCUUUACAAGUACACAUUACUACAUACAUUUAUCUCAAUGAGUCUCUGGAUUGAUAAACACCGUCCCUCUACUUUUUCAAAGUUGACCUAUCAUUUGGAACAGUCACAGAAUUUGAAAAGAUUGAUAAGCAGCGGAGAUUUUCCACAUAUGCUCAUCUAUGGGCCACCAGGUUCUGGAAAGAAAACCAGAAUUUCAUGCUUACUAAGAGAAUUGUAUGGUGCAAGUGUUGAGAAGUUGAAAUUAGAACAGCAAACAUUUUUAACUCCAUCAAAGAAGAAAAUUGAAAUAUCAACUAUUGGAAGUAAUUAUCACAUCGAAGUAAACCCAAGUGAUGCCGGCAUAAACGAUCGCGUUGUUAUACAAGAAUUAAUCAAAACAACAGCUCAAACACACCAGUUCGAUUCAUCUUCACAAAAAUCGUUUAAAGUUGUGGUGUUAAUGGAGACAGACAAACUGACAAAAGAUGCCCAGCAUGCUUUACGUAGAACAAUGGAAAAAUAUGUUGGAUCGUGCCGAAUAAUACUGUGUUGUAAUUCGACCAGUAAAGUGAUCCCUGCUAUUCGUAGCAGGUGUUUGGGUAUUCGUGUGGCUGCGCCUUCUAUUGAAGAGGUGAUUCAGGGAUUAAACAGUGUGUGCAAAAAAGAAGGGUUAAACCUACCAUCAGAGCUGGCGAAACGAAUAGCAGAAAAAUCGAAAGGAAACAUGCGAAGAGCGUUACUUAUGUGUGAAGCGUGUAGAGUGCAACAGUAUCCCUUCACACCAGAUCAAGUUAUUCAAGAAGCGGAUUGGGAAGUUUUUUUGAAACAAACAGCCUCGUUAAUUAUUGAGCAACAGACUCCAAAAAGGUUAUUAGAAGUCCGAAGUCGUUUAUAUGAGCUGCUCACUCAUUGUAUACCGCCUGAUAUUAUUAUCAAGGGCUUGUUAGCAGAACUUGUCAAAAACUGCGAUGGAAGUUUGAAAUCAGAAUUAACUCAACUAGCAGCGCACUAUGAACACAGGCUUCAACUUGGAACAAAAGCUAUAUAUCAUUUAGAAGCGUUUGUAGCAAAAUUCAUGAGUAUUUAUAAAAGGUUUUUCGAAGAGGGGAUGGCGGGGAUGUUUUGAAACAAGUAGAAAAAAUAUUAGAAUAAACCAGCCCAUGAGAGUUUAUUGGUAAUUUAUGUAUGUCCAUAAGGGUAAUUUACUGAUUCAAUAAGCUUUAGCUGACCAAUUGGGUCAUUUUACUAAAAAAAGAGCAAACCCUUUUUAUCGCUUGUAAGAUUUUGGUAGAUGUUUUGUUAAUAAAAAUUAGACAUAA
Hydractinia symbiolongicarpus is the source of this 1387-nucleotide messenger RNA. RefSeq names its product replication factor C subunit 3-like. The record is from RefSeq and is a predicted model, not a curated record. Bases 127 to 1194 code for a protein of 355 amino acids. Lineage: Eukaryota; Metazoa; Cnidaria; Hydrozoa; Anthoathecata; Hydractiniidae. Gene Ontology annotation, molecular function: ATP hydrolysis activity; DNA binding; DNA clamp loader activity. Gene Ontology annotation, biological process: DNA repair; DNA-templated DNA replication. The transcript is spliced from 9 exons. Gene Ontology annotation, cellular component: nucleus; DNA replication factor C complex.